AUGCAGUUCAAAAGCCUCGUUCUCUCCGUUUUCGUCGCUACCGCGUCUGCCGGCUAUGUCCAAUUGUGCGGCCCCCAGGGAACAUGCACCGACACUGGCGAUGCCAACGACAACUCGUGUAUCGGCCCAGUCAACGGCAAUGGAAAGUUCACCUUCCAGGCUCACGACACUGGUUCUAAGAUGAUGUCCAUCUUCAAGGACAAGGGAUGCUGGGACAACAAUGUUGCUACUUGUGAUGAUUGCAAGAGUGUUACCUACAAUGGACAGGGUCCCGUCUGGGCUAUUUUCCACUAA
Aspergillus bombycis is the source of this 294-nucleotide messenger RNA. RefSeq lists its product as uncharacterized. Lineage: Eukaryota; Fungi; Ascomycota; Eurotiomycetes; Eurotiales; Aspergillaceae. The transcript is spliced from 2 exons. The record is from RefSeq and is a predicted model, not a curated record. Bases 1 to 294 code for a protein of 97 amino acids.